Messenger RNA from Amphimedon queenslandica, 870 nucleotides. Its product is annotated as TNF receptor-associated factor 4-like. NCBI's taxonomy places the organism in Eukaryota, Metazoa, Porifera, Demospongiae, Haplosclerida, Niphatidae. Gene Ontology annotation, molecular function: zinc ion binding; protein binding. Bases 1 to 870 code for a protein of 289 amino acids. The transcript has 3 exons. The record is from RefSeq and is a predicted model, not a curated record. Gene Ontology annotation, cellular component: plasma membrane signaling receptor complex. Gene Ontology annotation, biological process: regulation of canonical NF-kappaB signal transduction.
AUGGAAGAGCAGAAUGAAGAAUACAGUCUCUCGCAGUUUAUUGUACUAACACUGAUUAUGGGUGCCAAUGGACGGGAUAAUGGAUGUGGAAAGAAUGUGCAAAGGAGUGGACUGGAGACACAUCUGACAGACAACUGUCCUAAACAAAUCGUCAACUGUCAGUAUUGUGGUCAAGGAGGCACACGUGGACUGAUAACAGGGAGUAGCCAUCUAAGUGAGUGUCAUAACCUCCCUAUCAAAUGCGGUAUCACUGGAUAUCAUGAGAAGAUACCACGACACACAAUAGCAUCACACUGGAAGUCCUGCCCUAAACGGUUUGUAUUUUGUAAAUACAAAACUGUAUGCUGUAAAGCUUUUAUCAUGAAGGAAGAGCAUGAAAGUCAUAAUGCCCGUUCAUUAAAAGAACACUUAGAUAUGGCAAUGCAAAAACUUUCAUUGAUAGAUAGAUCUCAAAAUGAAAGAUCAAGGAUUCUACACCUCUCCUGGGGGAUACAAGAUGAGGUUGAAUGUGGACUGCAACGGAUGCAAUAUAUUGCUCUAGGGACACAUGUCUCUUGCCACAUUUAUCCCAUGGAAGGAGAGUAUGAUGAUACAUUAGAGUGGCACUUUCAAGGAAAAGUUACGAUAAAAUUACUGAAUCAACUGGAGGAUAAGAAUCACAGCAAAUUGACCAUACUAUUGAAUGCUGAUGAUGGCAUGGAAAGAGUGAGGGAAGGUUGUAGUUUAUAUGGAUGGGGCUCAAUGCAUUAUAUAUCACAUGAAGAAUUGGAGUAUAAUCCAGUUAAUAAUUGCCAGUAUCUUAAAGAUGAUAGUUUGUACUUCAGAGUCAGUGUAAAAGCUACAUCACAGACUAAGCCAUGGCUCACAUGA